AACAGGAGCCAGAGCCUUCAGUUACCAAGCUCCUCUCCUGUGGAACCAGCUUCCAGUUGUGGUUCGGGAGGCAGACACCCUCACCACAUUCAAGAGUAGGCUUAAGACAUUCCUCUUUGAUAAAGCUUAUAGUUAGGGCUGGAUCAGGUGAGUCCUGAACCAUCCCUUAGUUAUGCUGCUAUAGGCCUAGACUAUCGGGGGAUUUCCCAUGGUGCACUGAGCUACUCUCUUCCUCUCUCUUUCUGCACUCAUUCAUGUCCCAUUAAUGCAUGUUACUAACUCCACUUCUUCCCCAGAGUUCUUGUGCUUUCUCGUCUCGCAGGUUCUUGUCGAUCCUGGUGGAGCCUCCUGCCAUGGUCCUGCUUGACUGCCAUUGCCAAUACUGUUGUUGCUGUGCACCUGUCUGUCUGUCUGUCUCUCGCUCUCUCUCUCUCGCUCUCUCUCUCUCUCUCUCUCUCUCUCUCUCUCUCUCUCUCUCUCUCACCCCAACUGGUCGAGACAGACGACCACCCACCUAGAGCCGAAGGAUCUGUCCUAGGUUUCUGCCUUUUAACAGGCAGUUUUUCCUUGCCCUUGUCGCCAAGUGCUUGCUCAUGGUGGUACUGUUGGGUCUCUGUAAUUAAUGUUAAAGAGUUCGGUCUAGACCUGCUCUAUUUGAAAAGUGUCCUGAGAUAACUUCUGUUAUGAAUUGGCGCUAUACAAAUAAAAUUUAAUUGAAUUGAAUUGAAUUAAACUGCAGGAGCUGUUGUUGGACAUACUGCUGCACACUUCAGAUUGUAAAAUGAGUCUAAUGGCAGCGUGCUGUAAGUGGUCGCCCUUAAUGUGCCUGGUGUUAAACUACUUCCUGAUCAAACAUUAUUAAUGACUCCUGAUUAUCCAGACUCUGGGAUUACUCCUUGUCAUUUGUGUGACCUCCUGUUGCUGAUCCACAUGAUUGAGACUGUAUGUACAGUGAGCUGCUGUCUUAUCUUUAUGUCUUUAGUGUCCUCAUCAGGCUCUCCGCUGUUGGACAGCAGGAAGGUUCCCAGCUAAUAAAAGUGUGUGUUCAGUUCAGGUCUGUGCAGCAGUUAACCAUGAGAUCAUUGAUGCUGUUGUUGUGAGGGCCUCGCCCACUGGCCUCAAACUGUGGGAAAACUAAUCCUGCCUGGGACUCGGGGGUUUGUGAUACUAAUGUGGGCCUAUAAAUAGAGGAGAGGGAUCCUCAGUCCCAGCACAGCUCGCUCUGCUCGCCCACAGAAGCUCAGCGCUCCACCAGAAUGUCUCCGACCGACGCCUCGGUGCUCUCCACCAAAGACAGACACAAACUGAGGAAACCGCUCGUGGAGAAGAUGCGCAGAGAUCGCAUCAAUAGUUGCAUUGAGCAGCUCAAGGUCCUGCUGGAGAAGGAGUUCCACAAACAGGAUCCCAACGCCAAGCUGGUGAAGGAUGACGUCCUGGAGAUGACGGUGGUGUUCCUGAGGCGGCAGCUUCCUCUCUCUGGAGGACUUAAUGCUGCCCGACCUGCGCCGCCUCCAGGACGCCGCCACCCCCGUACCCACCCUCUCCAUCCAGGCUGCGGGGAAGCAGCUGGUGGGGUCCGACAGAGGCGUGUGGAGGCUGUGGUAGAGUAGGACACUGAGGAAGGUAGAGAAGGACACUGAUGGAGGUAGAGAAGGACACUGAUGGUGGUAGAGGAGGACACUGAGGGAGGUAGAGAAGGACACUGAUGGUGGUAGAGGAGGACACUGAGGGAGGUAGAGGAGGACACUGAUGGUGGUAGAGGAGGACACUGCGGGAGGUAGAGGAGGACACUGAUGGUGGUAGAGGAGGACACUGAGGGAGGUAGAGGAGGACACUGAUGGAGGUUUGACUCCUGUGGGGUCCUUGUCUAUAUCUGAGUACUGCGCGCUGCAGUGAGGACGUUAUCUUCCAUGUGAGGAUAAAACUAGUUAGACCUUUUAUAAAGAACAUAAUAAUAUAUUUUUAAUAUUUUUUUAAUAUAAUAAAAUUAGUGUGAAGCUGAUGAUAUUUGAAUAAAUUCAUUUUUUUAUCUUAAAUCAUUUGUCCUCCACAGCAGGCGUCAGAUCCACUGGGACCAGUUCAUUAAACUAUUACUGAUAAAUAUAUCAUAUCUACGUUCUCUACUCAGCAUCUCCAACAGGAACCAAAAUUUAUGUUCUAGCAAAUUCAUUACUGCACCCUGAAAGUCCGUAUGGCCGACCAGGGACCAGGGACCAGGGACUGGGACCAGGGACCAGUGACCAGGGACCAGUGACCAGGGACCAGUGACCAGGGACCAGGGACUGGAACCAGUGACCAGUGACCAGGGACCAGGGACCAGGGACCAGGGACCAGUGACCAGUAACCAGUGACCAGGGACCAGGGACCAGGAUUUUCUGAUCAUCGCAGUUGCUUUUAAACACACACACACAGAUAUUGGGCUGCUUUAACUUUAACUGGGUUGUUUCUCACAUUCACUGUUUGUAGACUCGACUCUUGGUCGGGUUGUCUUUGUAAAUGAGAACUGGACUGUACUGGUUCAAUACCAAAAUAAUAAUAUUACUAAUAUUAUUAUUAUAAACAGACCUCAGGAAGAGAAGCUCCACCAACAUUGUGGUUGUAUUCUCUGUCUUUGUUGUUUUUAAUGUUUAUAGAAUAAAAUAAAACUCUUUGAA
Dicentrarchus labrax (European seabass) is the source of this 2654-nucleotide messenger RNA. RefSeq names its product transcription factor HES-5-like. Gene Ontology annotation, biological process: anterior/posterior pattern specification; regulation of transcription by RNA polymerase II; regulation of neurogenesis. The transcript has 2 exons. Gene Ontology annotation, molecular function: DNA-binding transcription factor activity, RNA polymerase II-specific; RNA polymerase II cis-regulatory region sequence-specific DNA binding; protein dimerization activity. Gene Ontology annotation, cellular component: nucleus. The coding region runs from base 1257 to 1610 and encodes 117 amino acids. NCBI's taxonomy places the organism in Eukaryota, Metazoa, Chordata, Actinopteri, Moronidae. The record is from RefSeq and is a predicted model, not a curated record.